Messenger RNA from Ixodes scapularis (black-legged tick), 1085 nucleotides. RefSeq lists its product as uncharacterized. The transcript has a single exon. The coding region runs from base 141 to 1085 and encodes 314 amino acids. The record is from RefSeq and is a predicted model, not a curated record. NCBI's taxonomy places the organism in Eukaryota, Metazoa, Arthropoda, Arachnida, Ixodida, Ixodidae.
CAAGUGCAGAUGAGUUUACUUUGGCAAGCGAGCUGGCCACCUGGGCACGUGAGACCAAAGCCUGCGCAUCCCAUCUUAGCAAGCUUUUAAAGAUAUUGAAGAAGUAUCACCCGGAGCUGCCUAGUGACGCAAGAAGCCUAAUGGGGACACCAAGAUCUUGCAAUGUGAAAAACAUGGGAGCGUCCGGCCUCUACCACUAUUUCGGAAUCGAAUCGUCACUAAAACGAAUGAUGAGCUCAGGCAGCAUCACUGGAGACACCAUUUCGUUGCUCAUCAAUGUUGAUGGCCUGCCUAUAGCGAAAAGUUCCAGCAAGCAGUUCUGGCCCAUUCUUGCAUCUGUCGUCGAAAGCUGCGAUCCUGAACCUUUCGUCAUAGCUCUGUUUGUUGGAGACAAGAAGCCGGAGAACUUGGAUGACUACCUUACCGAUUUCAUUUCGGAGUUAAGCACAUUGCUGGAAGAACACGUGACCGAGGGCGGAAAGGAGUGCGUAGUUCGAGUGCAUGCGUUCAUUUGCGAUGCGCCCGCAAGGGCAUUUCUGAAGUGCAUCAAGGGCCAUGGGGGAUACUUCAGUUGUGAAAAGUGCACCCAAGAAGGCACCUUCUCUGAAAGCUGCCGGAAAGUAAUUCUUCCAGAAGUCAGCAGCCCCCUACGAACAGACGAGUCGUUUCGAAAGCAGGAUCAGGAAGGGCACCAUCAUCGACAGUCCCCAUUGGUCGAGCUACAGAUUGGCAUGGUAAGCCAAUUUCCCCUCGACUAUAUGCAUUUAGUCUGCCUAGGCGUUAUGCGGAGGCUUCUACUUCACUAUUGGGUGCGGGGACGACCUCAUCGAUCAAAGCUCCCACCACGUGCACAGACUAGCAUCUCAACAAUGCUCAUGAAACUCCAGAGACACACCCCUCGGGAGAUGGCUCGGAAGCCCCGGAGUCUUCAUGAAUUAGAGAGAUGGAAGGCCACUGAGCUACGAAACUUCCUCUUGUACUUCGGUCCUGCGGUUCUAAAAGACCACAUGGAGAAGCGCUACUACCAGCACUUUCUCAAACUGAGCAUUGCAGUGUCAAUCCUCCCUGUUGGAAAAUCUCGAUGA